Messenger RNA from Miscanthus lutarioriparius, 432 nucleotides. The record is from the annotation of a GenBank genome assembly. NCBI's taxonomy places the organism in Eukaryota, Viridiplantae, Streptophyta, Magnoliopsida, Poales, Poaceae.
AUGGCGCCGCCGCGCCGCGCUCUACUCGCCCUCGCCGCUCUCCUCUCCCUCUCCCUUGCUGCCGCCGCCUUUCAGUCCGACGAGCUCCUCCUCAACGACGACGACGAGUUCGAGGGCGUCGGCGCCCGCCCCUCCGCUCCCUCCCCGCCGGCGGCCCCGGCGGUCUCCUCCUCCCGCCGCAGAUCCGCGGACGCGCCGUUGCCCGGGGCAGGCGAGUCCAACGCAGUGCAGUUCACGCUCGAGCACGACCUUGGCGGUGGCAAGGGCUUCGUCCCAGCUGGAACCUUCUCGGCCCGCCUCAAGACCUUCGCCCAUGGCACGCAGGUGGGUCCCAGUCUCUCUUUGGUUGCUAUCUCGAUUGUUUGGUUGGUUCGCCUAUAUGGUUGGCCUGGUUACGCUCUGGUCAAUGGAUCUGGGAUGGCUAGCUCUUAG